Molecule: messenger RNA, 687 nt
Organism: Aureococcus anophagefferens
Lineage: Eukaryota; Pelagophyceae; Pelagomonadales; Pelagomonadaceae
Exons: 1
Source: RefSeq, a predicted model, not a curated record
UCGACGAACGACGGCCACUGCUGGAGCGAGCCCGCGGCGGGGCUCUUCCGCGUCCGCGGCGGGUCGUACCUCGCGGACCGCGUCAAGGUGCCGAGCGCGCCGAGCCUCUGCGCCCUCGAGGGCGUGGACCUCUUCCUCACGGACGUGCCCCAGCUCCACGUCGCGCGCCACCCGGGCGCCUUCGUCGCGAAGCGCCGCGCGGCGCGCGCGCCCGACGGCGGCGCGGCGGCCGACGCGUUCUGCCUCAACUUCUGCAUGCCCUGGGGCAACUUCGUCAUCUACUGGGCCCGGCCGCCGCCGGACGGCGGCGCCGCGGCGCGCGUCCUCGACGACUUCGUCCGCGCGCGCGACGACGGCCACCGCGACGCGCGGCUCAAGCUCAUCCCGCGCGUCGUCGAGGGCAACUGGCUCGUCCGCCGCGCGGUCGGCGGCGGCCACAACGCCGCCAAGCUCGCCGAGGCCCUCAAGCUCUCCUACUUCUCGGGGCCCGACUACUUCGAGGUCGACGCGGACAUCGUCGGCUCCGCGGCCGCGCGGCGGAUCCUCUCCGUCGUCAAGAGCGCGACGUCGGAGCUCGUCCUCGACCUCGCCCUCGUCGUCGAGGGCGCCACGCCCGAGGACCUCCCCGAGCAGGUCCUCGGCGCCGUGCGCCUCCACCGCGUCGACCCGGCCCUCGCCCUCGCCCUC